Messenger RNA from Guillardia theta CCMP2712, 1236 nucleotides. RefSeq lists its product as hypothetical. The record is from RefSeq and is a predicted model, not a curated record. Bases 1 to 1236 code for a protein of 411 amino acids. Lineage: Eukaryota; Cryptophyceae; Pyrenomonadales; Geminigeraceae. The transcript is spliced from 2 exons.
AUGGAGAUCAAGUCUUCGGCGUCCCCAACAAGACAGCGAGUCCAUCAAAACAAUCAAGAGUCUUCUGCAUCUUUAGAUCAGAGAACGGAUGAACGAAGCUCUUUGGCAGCCUUCUUCCUCAACGAUGAAGACCAAUGCAGAUUCUAUGGUUUCUUGAAGAUCAUAGAGACAGGCGUUCCGUGCUGCUGUCAGAUAGACAACCUCGGGUAUUUCCGGUUGUUCGAUGGGACAGAAUUCCACGAGUUGUACCUUCCGAACAUGAAGAUCACUGCGAUGGACGACUUGUACUUGAGCAUGGACUUCCUGCAUGCCAGAGAGGUGUCCCGCUCGAGACCUUUUCAGUUUGAAGCGCGAUGCCAUGAAGUGCGGGAGAAAUGGAUGAGCGCCCUAGCGGACUCAGGAGCAGUCAUCGGGGCGAGCACAGUAGGAUUCGCAGCGCGCAGACACGGCAAGGCUCUUCCUGACAAGGAGAAGCACGGAGACAACGCUUCUCCUCAGCGACCUUCACGUCCUCUGAGGCAGCAGAGGGCAGGAGCAGGUGGCAAUUCCACAGCAAAGAAGGCUGCCGGGUACAGCAAGGACAAGGAGACGAACGCAGCCCAGCAAGCGAGCAAGAGAUCAGAUUCCAAGACGAGCCUGAGAGACGCUGAGUCCGACUACCCAAUGGGGCUCAUAAGGAAAACACCCGUAGCUUUCAUCCAGUUCCAGGGGAAGAGGCAUCAGGACGCCAGGGACUCAACCGAGUGGGUGAGCGAGGCAGCCAGGUCAUCCACUCCCUCAAUGGACGAGCUCUUUGUCAUCCCCAGGUUUCCUCCCUCUCCCGUACUGCUGCGAGUCCGCCACAGGAACGUCAGGACCUCGGUGUAUAAGAACGUUAUGGGGAAUGUUGGGAACGGCCGAGCACAAGGGUUAGGUUCACAUCGCGAGGAAAAGGGAGUAGCACUUAAGGAUCAGAUCGAUGCCUUUCAGAAGGCUGCUAACAGCGGCAUCCUCCAUGGUAGCACUGCUCUAAGCAGCAGCGAAGAGAGAAGUGCGGCAGAAGAAGGAUCCUUUCAACUGAGAACUCCUUCUUUACUGUCUUAUCCGGCAGAGUUGGAUGCAAGAGUAGAGGCUACGAGCUUUUCAAAGACACCGACUUUGGCAAAGAAGGGAGGAGCUAAGGAGACGGGCUCGAAAGCAAAGGAGCAGGAGCUUUCGCCGUGGACAAAUGAGUUGAGUCCUCGUUCACCGACCUAG